AUGACAUCGAACAAAGCGGAAACCCCGCAAUCGGAAGAUACAACUCAAUCAAAAGAAUCUCUGACAAAGAAUUAUGGAACUGCUGCGGCUUAUGCUGAAGAAGUUAGAAAAUGGAUGGUAGCAACGAGUUGUUGGAAUCUUUGCCACCAGAUGGCAGUGAUGCAUUCAUAUGCAUAUUUGAUGUCAUGCUUAAAUCAGCAGUCUGGUCAGCUGCCUAACUUGACACAGGCCGGCCAGAAUCAGCAGUCAGCUAGUAUGGCACAACCGAACCUGAUCAGCCAGCGCUGCGCGAUACCAUCUUUCGCAAGACGUAUUGUUGCGGAACUCAUAGAUUCUAUAUUUGCUUUUUCCGUGAAGCUUCUGUUUGUGUACUGCCUUGUCGAACUUGGUAUUAUAAAUCUUGAGAAGUACGAUAAGUUGCUGAAAGAUGAUGCAGAUCUGCAAUCCCUUGUUGAUGUAACUCAAGAGCUAUUUCCAAUUGAGAUUCUUGGGAAAGUUCUGAUAAGCUUUAUUGAAGCGUUGUUUAUAACUUAUGGAUGGGGAUCAGUACCAGCUGGUUCUACUCCUGGAAAGGCAAUUAUGGCAAUACAAGUAAUAUCCUGUCAGAAUGUUACACCCAUUCCCGGAACGACCGAAGUCACUGUAGUCAGAGAAAGAAAUAUUUGCUUUAAGAACUCUCUACUACGGUCGCUUCUGAAGAAUUUGUUGGUAAGCUUACUAUUCCCUCUCAGUGCUGUUGCGUAUGCAUUCCAGUAUAAUCGAGCUGUAUAUGAUCUUGCGGCAAAGACGAUUGUUGUGUUUGCGUAA
Enterobius vermicularis (human pinworm) is the source of this 807-nucleotide messenger RNA. NCBI's taxonomy places the organism in Eukaryota, Metazoa, Nematoda, Chromadorea, Rhabditida, Oxyuridae. The record is from the annotation of a GenBank genome assembly.